This is a messenger RNA of Vigna unguiculata (cowpea), 627 nucleotides long. RefSeq names its product monothiol glutaredoxin-S10-like. NCBI's taxonomy places the organism in Eukaryota, Viridiplantae, Streptophyta, Magnoliopsida, Fabales, Fabaceae. The record is from RefSeq and is a predicted model, not a curated record.
UUCAUCCCUAUAUAUGUCCCUCACUCACUCACUCCUCACAUCUACAAAACCAAACCCUAAUCCAAACAUUCAAAAAUGGAGCGCGUAACGAAGUUGGCAUCGCAAAAGGCAGUGGUGAUCUUCAGCAAGAGCUCGUGCGGGAUGAGCCAUGCAAUAAAGAGGCUUUUUUACGAGCAGGGUGUGGGGCCAGCGAUCUACGAACUCGAUGAAGACACGAGAGGGAAGGAAAUGGAAUGGGCUCUCAUGAGACUCGGGUGCAACCCUUCUGUUCCUGCGGUCUUCGUUGGUGGCACCUUCGUGGGUUCAGCCAACACUGUCAUGACCCUUCACCUCAAUGGCUCGCUCAAGAAAAUGCUCAGAGAUGCUGGUGCUCUAUGGCUCUAGAACAUUAACCUCGUACAAACACAACCUCACCUCACAUUCUACCUCAAUGCCCACACCUUGUCGCAAACGCUGCUUUAGUUGUAUUAUAAUCUCACAACCUACCCUUUUUUCUUCUUCUUCUUGCUCCUGCGGCCUUUUCGAUCUUCACUCUACUCAAUAAUAUCUAGAGACUCUACUUCAAUAUAAUCUUGAGUUUGGAUGCAUUGUUUCGCUUAUAUAUAUAUAUAUAUAGACUGAUAAAUU